Molecule: messenger RNA, 1420 nt
Organism: Chara braunii
Lineage: Eukaryota; Viridiplantae; Streptophyta; Charophyceae; Charales; Characeae
Source: the annotation of a GenBank genome assembly
GCGGAUGACAGGAUGGGUGCUUGCAAAACCCUCUUUACAAUGGGACGCGAUCUAUGCAAUCAGCUGGAGAAUCGGCAGAUAAUUGGCGAGAUCUGAGAGAUGGGCGAUAACGGCGACAAGGAUGAUUGGCUGGAGGGAGGUUGGGAGGCCGGCGAAGAUAAUUGCGGCGACAGCAAAAGUGAGUUCGAUAACAACAACAACAACAACAACAACAACAACAACAACAACAAUGACGACGACGGCGGCAGCAACGACUACGGAAGAAGCGGGGCAGACAGCGGUGCCAGUGUAGCUAUGAUCAACAUGGACAUGAUGAGAGACAUGCCGCUAGCGGACAUGGUGGAUAAUGGGGUUGACAAGGAAAAGAGCCUCGAUCAUGCUAUGUUCAAGGGUUAUGGUCAGAAGGCACUUGCUAUCAAAACCAUCGACGUCAAGGGGGAUGGAAUGAAGUUCAGGAUGCUCCAUGCAGUGAAGUUCCUUAGCAAGACCAAUAAUUAUAAGAAAAGUGGUCAUUACCCGAAGCUUGCGGCUGGUUACCAACUCGUAAUGCCCUUUGUGUCGUUCGAUGUUCCUGUCAAGAGUCUCGCAGGCUUUGCGACGUGCUCUGGCGAUUGGCGCCAUGUUAUGUCUGCAUCACCAAAAGUUGUUAAGGCCCAGGAUAAGUUGAUUACUUACUCGAGGCGUUCAGAAGGGGGUUCAACGGACCAACCAACGAAGAGGAAGAUGCUCGCCACACCUCCUUCCAAACUCGCAGGACCUUACGUGCUCAAGUUUGUCAAAAAUCGGACCAUAUUGACAUACGACUACAGUGACAUCGCUAAAAAAACAUAUGCAUGGUGUCUAAUCGAGAAUGAUGAAGAGAUGAAAAACUCGGACCCGGAAAUCGAUUUGCGAGUCAAACGUUUGCGAGAGGGUGGAGGUGCUGGAGAGGGAGUGCAAAGUAUGCCAGGAUGCAGCAUGCAGAACGAAAAUCUUGAAGGAGGUCGCACGAUCUCUGGAGGUGUGAGUGGUCCUGCACCUGACAUGAACUAUAGGGGAAGUUCCCCUGAAGCAAGAACAACGGAUUCGUCGACGCUCCUUGGAGCACUUGCGAACAAUGUGAUUUACGACAAUUGUUACGGGUUUCACGGAGGGCGAACAACAGGGGGAAAUAUGGGGCACAUCAUGCUCGAAGAUGCUGGAGAGGAUGACCUGGCUGUUCCAGUUGUUUUCCCAAAGCUCAUGCCAAGUGAUGAUAUUAUCGAUGACAUAGUGCAGACCAACAGAUAGUCGUACUUCGUCUGAGAUAAAGUAAAAGAAAAGUUGUUUCAGUGGGGGCAUCACAUCUUAUGACAUUCGGAGACGUUUGAGUUGUGUGUUUACUAAAGGAAGUGGAUGAUGGCACUCCAUCCACAAUCCGGAGUAAAAGUUAAACUCAGAC